AUGGGCACACUGGUUUGCAUCGAUAUCCCCCAACGCGUUGCUGGCGCACCACCAGCAGCAGCAGCAGCAAUACCCGCAGCAAUACCCGCAGCAGUAGCAGCAGCAAGCUGGCUCAGCGGCCAGCGCGUCAUGAACGUAUCAUCCUUCUCAGCAAGGUCGUCAAGUAUAUACGUCGCUUCUCCGCCACCCAACCGAUAUGAUUUUCAUUCCCGUCGUUAUCUUCUUCAGCUAUCCCACGGAUUUCUGAACCUGUACUGCCUUGGCCUUCUCGACAGCACGCUCAACUCCAUUCUCGGCUUCUGUCUCGCAGGUAUCGCCAAAGUCAAGGGGCACUUCAAUUCGGAGGCUCAGCCCAAGGUCAAGRUCGGGGACUGCAGUGGUGACGAUCAUGAUAAGUACGUGAUCGUGGUCAAGGGGGAGACUGAGACUGGGGCAAGCAAUUCAUUCAACAUUGGUUUGCAUCGAUAUCCCCCUUACCCUCCUUCGGGAGGAGGCCAUCUGGAUCGACAACACCGGCGGUGUCGCUCCCGUCCAUCUACGAGUAGAUGA
Messenger RNA from Ramularia collo-cygni, 549 nucleotides. RefSeq lists its product as uncharacterized. The transcript is spliced from 4 exons. The coding region runs from base 1 to 549 and encodes 182 amino acids. NCBI's taxonomy places the organism in Eukaryota, Fungi, Ascomycota, Dothideomycetes, Mycosphaerellales, Mycosphaerellaceae. The record is from RefSeq and is a predicted model, not a curated record.